Ochlerotatus camptorhynchus is the source of this 1329-nucleotide messenger RNA. RefSeq lists its product as uncharacterized. The transcript has 3 exons. Gene Ontology annotation, cellular component: nucleus. Gene Ontology annotation, molecular function: zinc ion binding. NCBI's taxonomy places the organism in Eukaryota, Metazoa, Arthropoda, Insecta, Diptera, Culicidae. The record is from RefSeq and is a predicted model, not a curated record. The coding region runs from base 68 to 1243 and encodes 391 amino acids.
GAGUUUUUUUUUGGAAAACUCCCAAGCUGGUAAUCAAAAAUUAACCAGUUCAAUUCAACUGGCGCCAAUGGCCAACGUGUGCUGCGUGUACGGUUGUCCUGGGGCUGUGCCUCACCCCGAAGACACCGAUAAGUGUAAUGCAGUGUCCUUUCACUUUCCCAUUGACGACCCACGACGACUCGCAGAAUGGUGCGAAAGGCUUCAGAUUGGAGCGGAUUGUGAACUGUGCGAUUUGUACAUAUGCCAGAGGCAUUUCUCUCCGGAACAGUACGAUCUUGUCGCAGAUUGCAAAAACCGAUUGAAAGUCGGCGCCGUUCCGGAUCGUAAUUUGCCAAAGAUUAAACGGGAAACCCAACCGAAGGAGACAACUUCUGCAGAGGAAACGAAACCCUAUACUUUCCAAAGAGGCUUCGUGGGUGAAGGAUUCAAUCCACCGGUACUGAUGGUGGACGAUUUGGGCAAAGCCUGCCGGCUGUGUCUGGAGGCAGACGAACAGGGAACUCACGAAUCUAUUUUCACCAAACAAGACAUUGCCGAGUACAUCGUGCAAUCGAUUGGGAUAGGGAUUGAACCAAACGACGGUUACCCGCAAAUGAUAUGCCAAACCUGCAUCGAGAGGGUAACGUACAUCCACCGUAGUCGUGAGUGGUUCCAUAAAAACGAUCAAUUUCUGAAGGCUUUGGUUGGCGAACUAUCCAACGAAAAAGCUUUACCUACAGAAGAACCGAUUGGUGGCGAGGAAGGAAAUGCAAUUUUACCCGAUGAGGGGAUGGUCAAAGAAGAAUGCGAUCUAGAACUGGUCACAGAAGCGAACAUUUUCGAAUCAGGUUCGAUUGAAGGGGAAGAGGUCACACUGAAUCAGAUAGCCGGAGCGGCGGAUUUCAAUGAAUCUUCGGAUGACGAGCGCCAUGAACGGAAACGGCGACGGGGCCUACGGACGAGAGGGUCCGAUGGCGAAGUGGUGAACAUCCCGCAGGCUUCGUUGGAUCUGUUUUGUAGCAGCCAAAAGACGACCCACCGCAGAUUCCGGUGUCACUGCGGGGCGUCCUAUCUGAAGGAAGCCCGGCUCAAUACGCAUAUUCUGAAGGAACACGAAGGUCGAGGUCUAACCAAAGUGAUUCGACCGAAGGUGCCUGCCAAUCCGCUGGUUCUGGAAGAAAUGGCAGCAGUUUUCAAUCGAAUCAAAACUCAAGGCGUAGCCGUUGAGUUGAGGGACGAAAUAAACGAAAUCGAGGAUGAUUAAGCAUUCGCUCUGGAGCGGGGCAAUACCAAAGAAGUUAUAUUAUGUUGGAUAAAUGUUUGCCGUAGAUUGAUUUCCGUUGUUGGCAU